Messenger RNA from Haemonchus placei, 2211 nucleotides. NCBI's taxonomy places the organism in Eukaryota, Metazoa, Nematoda, Chromadorea, Rhabditida, Trichostrongylidae. The record is from the annotation of a GenBank genome assembly.
AUGUCUAAAGGCUUGGCACAAAACCGUAUGGGCGGCGUUGGAUAUGGGCAGUGGGUAGCUCCGGGUGCGCGACAGAUGGGUAUGGAAGGAAAAAGCUUUCCGAAAAAAGGCUGGGCACAACCACCACCGGUAUAUAUUCUAUUUGUUCAAAACUUCGGAAAGAAACCUAAGAAGGAGACCGAUCCCACCGGCAAGACACCUGCCAUGCUCUUGCAUGAGCUGUACAAAGACAUUGUCGAGGCGUACGAAGAGGUUGCCGCUCAUCCGAAAGCAUAUCGCUGUCUUUUGACCGUCGGUGGACAACAAUUCACAAUGGUCGCCCCUGCUAAAAAGACUGCGAAGCAGAAAACGGCAGAAGUGGCAUUGCGAACUCUUCGACCUGAUCUGGAAAUUACUCCUUUCGAGGACGGAGUUACUAGCGUACCUGUCAAAGAUGGUGUUCCUGUUACUGCUCAAACUGCUCAACGUCCAGCUAAGGCAGAAUCCGAGGAUGCUCCUCCAGCUAAAAAAAUCAAGCUGAACGCAUUGGAGUCAGCACUAUCGCUGCUCGACUGCAUGCGAAAGCUCUGCGCGGAGCGUGUUUCUGAGGGACCGUAUAAUCCUGUGUUUGAUAUCACCGACAUAACUGACACUGCUGCUACUCCUGGAGAAAAGCGAAAGUUCAGGUUAGUUGAAGGAAUAUCUUCUGUCACAAUGGCAAGGUCUACACCCAUGAGGCGUGGUACUAUAAGCAGUCAUCGGCUCAUUCACGUGGAGCUUAAGGCUUUGCUGGAUCUUUUCCAAGUCCCACAGGCUGACAUUCGCAGAAUUGUUCGUCGUCAUCUGAUGGGAAAACUCACCGACAUGCCAAUCAUUCAGUUCAAGGUAGACAUCAGUAACGACAAGGGGAUUGGCCACGUACCGCCAACUUUUGUCGCCGUCUGCACUCUCAUCGAUCAUUCCAGUAUUUUGCUUUUAUCUCAUUUUGACAUUGAUCCUCCGGCAGUGCAACCGGUACCACCAUGUCAGAAGCUGCAUGUGUUGUUGGCUAAACAGAACAGAUCGGUACUGCCGUUUAAACUUAUAAUCAAUGAUAAGGAAGAAUUCAUUGGUAGCGGCAAGUCUAAAAAAGCCGCUAAGAAUGAUGCUGCGAUGAUGGCUCUGAAGAAAAUAUUUAUGCUGGCUUUUGCUCCAUGCUCUAUGUCUUUUCUUAUUAAGGUAUCCGAAUAUGCUAAACGGGAGUACUACAGUAUGUGUAAUUUCUACGCGGUAAAACCCAGUACAGAAAUGGCAGCAUUUUUCCUCGUCAAUGAGUUAGAUGAAAAACGAUUGAUAGCAAUCGGUUCAUCGCGACCCGGAGUGGUCCAUGGGGAGACAGUCGCGACAGCUCGUGGCACUGCCAUCAUCCACUUCGAUCCUAUCGUACUAGCCAGACGUUCUCUGAUAAGAUAUCUUAUCAAUGAGGUCAACAAAAUCGGCGAUCCGAAAUGUAUUUUCGUUCAAACUGAGAACGGUAUGCUGAAAUUGAAUGACGGUCUACGGCUGGUGCUGUACGCCACAUACGCACCGAACUGCUCGUUCUGCUGCCCAGAGGCCUCAGUGAAAAAACUCAGCUAUCUCGGACCGAAACAUCUGAUCGCAGUACCAGAUGAAGCACAGUCGUUGGCAGAUAUUCAACAAACUGGUCGACUGAACGUCCAUUGUGCGGCAGAUAAGAUUUACAAGUGGAGCAAGAUUGGUGUCCAAGGGGCGCUUCUGUCCACUAUAAUGCAUCCAAUACUACCGCAUUCGGUGUUCUUCGGUAGUGUGGCACCUGUGAGCGAUGACUCGAUGUUGCAUGCCCUAUUUGGACGACUCGAACCACCGACGAUUCCAUGUAAAGUGGAGUCAAUUAGGAAUAAAAUUAUGUUGUCAAUGUCGCCAUCACACGUGUGGACACGUGAUAUGGAGCAUGUGGAGAUGCUGAAUCUGGAAUCUGGCCGAACUAACAAAGGGUCACCGUCCCGUCUGUGUAAAGCGGCAAUCUUUGAGGCUUUCCUAAAGUUGGCACCUGAUACCUUGAAAAGCAGUGGAACUUACAUGGAAGCAAAGGCGAAAGCAGUCGCUUACAAUGAAGCUAAACGCGUGUUUUAUGAGCAAAGUGUUCUUAAGCUGGAAACCGCUGGACUCGGCAAAUGGCAGACGAAACCUGUGAAGCUGGUCGAUUUCAGUUUGGACUCUUAUGACGCGUAG